CGACGGCAGACUGUGACACACCACAGAACGAAGGCCCGAAGGCGGGGUGGAUCCUCUUGUUAUUUGCGCCACAUGAACAGAAAGGGGUCGGGCAUCCCGCAGCCAUCGGGGUCCAGCGGGAUCCCCAGGCGGGCACCGUCGCCCUCUUCGGCGGCGUUUGGCUCCUCGUCAGGCAUUCCUCGGCGAGCACCAUCGCCAGCCAAUGCAGCGUUUUCGUCUGCCGCCGCAGGAAGCAAUGGCGGUGUCGGCGCAGGCGGCGGUAGUAGUGGUAGCAGUGCAGGCGCAGCACCAGCAGGCAUGACGCCCUCGAGGUCUGCAGGUCCCAUGGGUGGCUACAGGCCCUCCUCGCGCGGACCGACAUCCGAUGCGGGCGACGCAUCGUUCCGAAGCAUCAACACGCCCUCCACGGCCAGCCGAUUUGGAUUCGCCAGUGCCAGCGGCAGCGGGCGGCCAAGCGUGGGAAUGGCUGCAUCUCAUGGCCACAAGAGAUCCAGCUCGGCAGCGGGCUUCACCGGCGACGAGUCUUCCCUCGACGGCCCGCCCAAGCGACCGCUGCUGGCAGGCACAAAUGGGGGUGCAACGACGCCCUCGCCCCGCUUCCCGGCCCCAUCGCCAGCGCAGGACCGCGAAAAAUUCGAGGCCGAGCUCGAGAAGCAGCGGCUGCUCGACGAAGCGCGCUACGCACAGCUCGAAAAAGAGAACCGGGGCCUAGCCAGAGAGAUUGAGCGAUUCCAUGGCGAGCGUGCCAAGCUGCUCAAGCAAUGGGACGAGAGCCAGGAGGAGAUCACCGAAGAGCGGGAUGCAUUCAACGAGGACAGAAAGAGGCUUGAGGCCCUCGUCAAGCAGCUCAGCGCGUCAACCGGCGAGAUGCAGCAGAAGCUCGACGCAGCCGAGACCCAGCGCGCCCAGGUAUCCCAGAGCUCGCACAAGCAGACGACUGAGCUUGAGGCAAAGGCGGCCGAGCUUGCGUCUCAGCUGGCCAUGGCGACGGCAGAGGCACAACGGGCCAACGAGAGCCAGCAACGGCUGCAGAGGGAGAUGGAGCAGAGGGAGGCAGAAUGGGCCGAUGAAAAGGCCAGAACGAACUCUUCAACGGCUCAGCAACCCAGCGAGGACUCCAAGAAGCUCACUGAGCAGCUCUCAGGACUAAUGCAACAUGUUCGAAAGCUCGAGGCGGAGAACGGAGGGCUCAAGGCAGACAACAAGCUGCUGAAGGGUCGUGUCGAGAGCAUAGAGACACUCAAGGAACAGAAGCGAGACCUAGAGAACAAGGUUGGCGUUCUCGAUGAGCUGAGGAGGAGGUGUGCAGAGGGUGAGACAAGGAUUGCAAGCCUCGAAAAGGAGCGCGAUGAAUGGACCCAACGGCUCAGCAAUGGCGACCCCUCGUUGGUGGAAUCGACGCAUGCCUCCUACCUAGGCCUGACAAAUGAACUUCCUGCCAUCGAAGCGCCCUCGCCGUUGACUGUGAAGACACUGCCACGCUACAUUUCGCUCUUGCAAGGCGCUGUCUCGGGCUUGUCAAAGCGAUGCGAGGGCUUGAGUGAGCAGCUCUCGUCAGCGCGGAGCCGGUGCGAUGAUUCAGACGACCUCGUCGAGAAGCUGCGCCUGCGCAUCAAGAGCGUCGAGGGACAGCUUGACGACGAACGGCUUGGCCGGCGCAAGGGCGAAAAAACAGCAGAGAACCUGAAACUCGAAGUCGACAGCUACAAGAGACUGCUGGAAACGUACCAGGAGGAAGCGAAGAAUGCGUCCUCGCCUGCCCAGUACGAUGGAGCGACGGCGGAGCGCAUACAGAUGCUCGAUGCGCGUGUUGAGGAGCUCAGGGCAGAGGUCGAGGCAUCAAACAAGGAGCUGGAGCAAAUGCGCGCAAAGUCGCUAGACUCUGCAGGCGGGCUGUCCGCCUCGGAAGCGCGCAAGAUGGAAGAGGAAUUCGAGACGCGAGAGAAGGAGGCCGUCAAAGCGCUUGGGGAGGAGAAAAGGAGAGCAGUCGAGCUUGAACAGGAGUGUACGCGCCUUGGUCAAGAGGUAGACAGUCUCUACCUGCGCGUAGGAAGGGGCGAAUUCGAUCAGUCAAAGCUGCGCUGUCUCGAGAUGACGAACAAUCCAGUUAGUCGAGAUCGCGUCAUUCGGAACACGACGCUCGAUGCGCUCACGAAAGAGAAUGAGGAGCUCGUCAAGCAGCUUGAAGAGGUCAGCAAGCGUGCAACCUCAUCAGCGAGCGAUGGCCAGGGUAGCGAUGGGGCUGCUCCACCAGGACUCGUCCCUGUCCAAACGCUCGAGAACCACAAGGCCGAAUAUCAAAAGCUGGAGCAGGCUAUGAAGGAUCGAGACAAGGCAUUCGCCCGCCUUAAAGAGGCUUUUGGAGCCAAAGCCGCAGAGUACGUGGCGGCCGUCAAGGCGCUAUUCGGGUACGACAUGCACGUCGUAUCACGCGGCAAGGUCAAGCUUCGCUCCGUCUAUGCACGCUCGAGCCGAGGCACAUCGCUGACCUUCAACUCAGAGGAGGGCGAUGUUGGCAAUAUGCGCCUCAUGGGUGAAGCCAGGCAGGGCAUGGCCAAUGUCAACCACCUGAGGAGUUAUUGGCUGGGGGACGCACGGCAGAGCGUGCCCUGCUUCUUGGCGGCAUUGCAACUUGAACUUUAUGAAAGCACCACUCGGGCCAUCAGGACUACCUGGGAGGCUACCGAAGAGUGAUCCUGCGUCCUUAUUGUUGUAGUAGUAGUAGUAGCAGUACCAAUACAGCGG
This is a messenger RNA of Acaromyces ingoldii, 2745 nucleotides long. RefSeq lists its product as hypothetical. Bases 73 to 2694 code for a protein of 873 amino acids. The transcript has 7 exons. Gene Ontology annotation, cellular component: nuclear envelope; kinetochore; mitotic spindle. The record is from RefSeq and is a predicted model, not a curated record. Lineage: Eukaryota; Fungi; Basidiomycota; Exobasidiomycetes; Exobasidiales; Cryptobasidiaceae. Gene Ontology annotation, biological process: attachment of mitotic spindle microtubules to kinetochore; mitotic spindle assembly checkpoint signaling.